AAGUCCGACCGCCACACCCCUUGCUAGGGGAGGGAUUUUAACCCCGUGGCGUUGUGGAGGGAGUAGAGGGAGAGAGUGACAGUGACUCAAUCGGAAAAAGGAGUUGGGAGUCGGAGUCAGAACAGCAGGACAUCGCCCAUGCUGAAAUUGGACACCUCUUUAAUUCCAAGAUCAAGCAUCGAAACAUUAGAAUCGAAUGCACCGGUCGGAAUAACGGCGAAUGAAACAUCAUUUGGACAUGGACAUGUAGGCAACGUAACAACAGCAACUUAUCUGUCCAUACCAAAACCUAACCUUGACAAACCCAAACUAAUCCUCUCAGCGUCUGGCUUGGAUUAAGGAUUAGAUUGGACACUUCGUUGUGAUUCUUUGCUCUCACCCAACCAUGAAGAUGCAGGGAGGAGUAUGAGGAAAUAACAUUGUUUAGGAUUCCAAAUGUCAGCUACGAAGCAAGUUACCAUCACCCCCGAAAAACUGUGACAAGGGAAAUUACUAUUUCAGAUUCGCAGCACCAUCCUCUAAAGGAAGCACAAUGUUUACUGGUUCAACCAAGAAUCCAACCCCUAAAAUACCCCAGCCAGAGCGGCUGGAUGAGGUGUACUCCGCUUUAAGAAGAGGCCUGCAGUCAUACCUGCAGGUCCACCAGCUGGAGUUGGACAGCCUUGGGCAGCAGAUCAGAGAGAGCAGGAAGAACGGUCGUCUGGGGUCCCUGUAUGAGCUGGAUAAGCAAGUAAAGGCUAUAGAGAGAUUUAUGCGGCGCUUGGAGUUCCAUCUCAGCAAGGUAGAAGAGCUGUAUGAUGCGUACCGUAUGCAGCGACGGCUGAGGGAUGGGGCCAGUAAGAUGGUGACAGCAUUUAACUCUGCCUCAGGGAGCAAGGAGGCACGGGAAAGCCUGAGUGAAGCCAACAGGGGUUAUCGAGAAUACACCGAGCACAUGUGUUCCCUGGAGAGUGAACUGGAGAACCAGAUGGGAGAGUUUCACAUAAAGAUGAAAGGUCUGGUUGGCUAUGCAAGGUUGUGUGCAGGAGACCAAUAUGAGGUCCUGAUGCGGUAUGGCCGUCAGCGCUGGAGGAUGAAAGGUCGUGUGGAGGUCAGCAGUAAGCAGGUGUGGGACAGUGAGGACAAUGUCUUCCUACCUCUCAUCACCGAGCUCCUGUCAAUCAAGGUGACUGAGCUGAAGAGCCUGGCCAAUCACGUGGUGGUUGGCAGCGUGUCCUGUGAGACACUCGACCUGUUCUCUCCGCUUCCUCAGACAGUUGCUGUGGAUAUCAACGACCUAGGGACAGUCAAGCUGAACCUAGAGGUCACCUGGAGUCCAUUUGAUAAAGAUGACCAGACCUCGUCUAGUACUGUCUCCAAGCGGUUCUUGUCCAAUCAGAGUCCUCCAGACACUCCUUCCAUGAGGGAGCAGGUAUUUUAUUCCCUACUGAGGAGACAAGGAGAGUUGGAGAAUGGAACAGUUUGGUCAAACUCCUCUGAAUCAUCAGAUGAUUCUUCCAGCCCUGCCAUGGGACACGCACACAGGUUGAUGGCCAGUCACAGCCUACAGGCCACACCUACUAUCCAGAUCCCCUUCAGUCCCCGUCAAUCAAGCGUCUCCACCCCAUCCUUGUCAUCCAAUCAGGAGGAAGAGGAGGCAGAUGCUGCAGAGGGAUUUAGUGAGACAGACUCUGAGAUAUGUGCUCUGCCCAAUGGCCAUUUGAAAUGUUCUCGAUCCCUCACCAAUAUCAGUGAGAGAGCCAAAGACUGUGCAGCGACUGUCAGGUUGUCUGACCAACCAUUUGAAUCCUCUGAAACACCAGAAUCCCUACCCUGCACUAAGCAGGACAGGCCUGAAGCUCUGGACUUAAAUGCAUCUGGGGGCCCAGAGUCAUGUGGGUCGAUCCCAGUGGAUCAGGGUGACACUCCUUCAGCCUCAACACUUGAGGCCGACAAGCUCACGUCGGAGGCAGUGCUUCUGUCUGCAGACAGUGAACUGAUCGGGACGUACUCCGCGGAACACAGUCGGACACUCUCAUCUACCCAGCUACAUGAGCUAGGAAUUCCAGAAGAAGCAGGUUGUUCUCGCAGUCGGUCCUCCAGCUUUACUCAGGACGUUGAGACUGCCCUAGAGAGCUUUGAUUUUCUCAACUGCGCUGACCUUGAUGAUGAUGAGGAGGAGCAGGGUGAGGAGGAGCAGGGUGAGGAGGAGCAGGGUGAGGAGGAGCAGGGAGAGGAGGAGCAGGGAGAGGAGGAACCUGUGGGAGAGGAAUCUGGGGAGGAAGAACAGGAGGAGGAACAGGAAGAGGACGAAAAGGAGGAGGAGGAACAGAAACAAGAUGGAGAAUACGAGAUAAAGGGGUUAGCUGAGAGAGAUGACUUUGAGGACGAUGUUGUAGAAAUCAUUGUUGAGGCCCCUGAAGGCUUCCGGAAUGAGGACUGUCCUCCUUUAGAUGCUGAAUGCAGCUCUGAGGAUGAGAGUAGUGAACAGUUCCAGUUCUCCAGUGAGACAAAGGGCGAGGUGGAAGAGGAUGAAAGGAAAAAAGAGGAAGUGGAAGAAAACGAUGUGGAGCAGAAUACAGAGACGGGCCUCCCUGUGGCAGAUGGUCAUGCAGGCAAAGAGGCAUCCUGAGUUGAGGAACCCUGCCACUCCACACCCAACAGUAUGGCCACCACCCUUCUGUAACAUAAUGGAGACGCCCCUUUCCCAGACCAUCAGAUCCCAUCCUAAUUUUGCUCCCGAAGAGAUCCACAACAUUUCACCACUAUGAAGAGCUCUGCUCCUCAUCCAGACCAGACAAGCAAUUUCUGCCAUGGAGGUGGAGAUUGUGCAAAUAAACAGAAAUAUAUUUGACUGCCACUACUCUUGACUGACAAUAUACAUAACUAUUGUUGUCUCAGAAACCCACUAAUAGUCUCUUCAAUCAGAAAGUGCCUCAAGUUACAGGGAAGUGGAAUUAUCAACCAUGUAGACAUGAAGAAAAUGUACUUUUAUCACAAAACAAGGAGAAAUAUGGAUAUAGUAUAAAGAAGAGUUUUGAUACAUUGUUUAUUUUCAGGAUGGUUUACAGAUUGUGCACUAUAAAAAUACAAUUAUUUACUGUUUCAUAUAAAGAAAAUGUAAUGUUGAGCAAAGAUUUUGCCUGCUCUCAAAUGGUCAACAAUUGAUGAUAAAACUGUUGAAAAAUCUA
Messenger RNA from Esox lucius (northern pike), 3170 nucleotides. Its product is annotated as rho family-interacting cell polarization regulator 1-like. The transcript is spliced from 19 exons. NCBI's taxonomy places the organism in Eukaryota, Metazoa, Chordata, Actinopteri, Esociformes, Esocidae. The record is from RefSeq and is a predicted model, not a curated record. The coding region runs from base 533 to 2611 and encodes 692 amino acids.